Molecule: messenger RNA, 4771 nt
Organism: Stegostoma tigrinum
Lineage: Eukaryota; Metazoa; Chordata; Chondrichthyes; Orectolobiformes; Stegostomatidae
Product: intercellular adhesion molecule 1-like
Exons: 8
Coding region: 250-2253 (667 amino acids)
Biological process (GO): cell-cell adhesion
Cellular component (GO): membrane
Molecular function (GO): integrin binding
Source: RefSeq, a predicted model, not a curated record
UUUAUUAAUUUCGGGGAAAGUUUCUGAUCUGUUCAGUGCUGUUUGUCUGCUGUGAAUUGAAUGUCUCCCAUAUUUGGGAGAUGGCAAUAUAUCAAAUGCUGAAACAAGAUGUUGGAACUAUUCCUCUGGAAUUUUUGCCUUGGUUUCUGAAUAGCUUCCGGGAAAGGACGUAGGUCACUUUUAUUAAUAUCGAGCUGGUGUUAGUCAGGUCGAGCACAGUUUGCCGAGCCCCAACCACGUUCCGGCGAGAUGGGCUUCCAGAUCAUGUCACCUCAUGGACUUAUUCAGUUCUUGACUAUCACUUCUUAUGUGACAACAAACAUGGCAGGAAUUGACAUCUGGGUUGACAUAAACCCCCAAGUUCUGGAGUUUGGACACUCAUUGGAGGCAAACUGCAGUACAUCAUGUGUGGGUUCAGACGUAUUAAUUAUCUUGGAGUAUAAAUCAGGGCUAACUCCUCAUAGACAAUCUGGAAGUAAAUGGAUAGCAGACUUUUUCCCAAAAGUCACAGCCUGGGAUGUCUCUGUCCCCUGUUUCGUAAGGUGUAACAGAGAGCAAAGGUCGGUCAAGGAAGUGGUCACUGUUUACAAUCGAGAGAUAAACAUUACAUCACUCCCUGAAGUGCUGGAGGUUAACAGGAGAUAUAGUCUGCAGUGCAUCGGACCAAGAGUCUACCCAAACAACAAACUCAUUCUCACAUGGUUGAGAGGGAGUGAGAUUGUUCAGAGAAAUUCUAGAGAAGGACAAGGUCUUCCGGAUGAAGAUAACAGGUUGAGAAAUGUCUUCAAUUUCACUGCAAGUCUAUCAGAUGAUGGACAGGAGUACACCUGCUUGGCUGAAGUGGACUUGGGCUCUAACACCACAAUGUCAAUCACAAACUCCUCUGUCACUCUGCAAACCUACUCUUUCAUGGAUCAGCCUAGAAUCCUGGACAAAAGGCCCAAAGAAGUGAAGCAAGAGGUCAUAUUAACAUGUGAGGUCUCAGAUGUCUAUCCAGUUGAGAAGAUGAGAGUACGAUGGUUUCAGGAUGGUGAGGAACUGAACUCAGUUACCACAAGGCCAAAUUCUAACACUGUCCAAUCAACAGCAGCGUGGACACCGCAGGAAACUGGUCUGAUCGAAGUUGUCUGUAUGGCUGAUUUUGAGAAGUAUCCAUCAGUUCCCUCAAAGAAUCACACGGUCUUCAUUGAGGUGUACGUUUUCUCUUCCCCUGAAAUCCAAAUACCAACCAGCCAUGAAGGAAAUCUGGUUAACAUUACGUGCCAUGUAUUAAAUGUCUCAGGGGAUCUUGAACUCAGACUGAAGAAAGAAAAUGACAUAUUAGCGAAAGGAUCGAGCAGUACUGGGCUCACUAUCUCUCAUACAGUACAGGCUCAAGCAAAGCUGGAUGGACAGCAGUUUAUCUGUGAAGCUGAACUGAAACUUCAAGAUCAGUCAAUAACCAGCCCUGUUAUUAAACAACAGGUUGGAACCCUCCAUGUCCUGUAUGCACCAUUAAAAGCAGAGAUCUUUCAGGCUCAAGAAAACUGGAUUGAGGGGGAAUCACAGAAUUUGACAUGUCAUGGGCAAGGGAACCCAGUUCCCCGGAGGGUCUGGAUCAAAGAUGGGAAAAUGGAAAGCAGAGGGUUACUCUACAUCCCAUCUGUUCAACUGCAGCAUGGUGGACUGUACGUGUGCAUGGUCAAAAAUGAGCAUGGAUUAAAAACCUCAUCUCUAAAUGUAACCAUUUUGUAUAAACCACGAGACACAUUCAUGACCAUAUCAGUAAAUAACAAAACAGUGUCAGGCUUUCCAGUAGAAGUCACUAAAGGUGAUGAAAUUACAUUAAGCUGUAUGUCCGAUGGAAGACCCUCACCUGUAUUAGAGUGGGUAAAUCCCAGUAAUGGCAACAAUAUUGAGAUUGGUCCUGGAUUUCUUCGUAUUCCGUACAUAACCUCAGAACAUCAAGGAAUUUAUAUAUGUAGAGCUACCAAUCAAUACGGAAGUGAUGAGAAGGAUGUGGACAUCAGGGUCAAAGGCUUAAAAUGGAUAAUAGUAGUGACCGUAGGAAUAGCAGCAGUAUUGACGACUGCGGUAGUGACGGCCUUGUACCAGAAAUUCAAUGCCCGUAAAAGAGGAGAAUAUAAUGUACAGAAUGCAAAACCCAACAACAAUGCACAGAUCCCCAAUGGGCAUGAAUACCAGAAGAGUUUUCCUUUAAAGAAACUUGAUCCAUAUUGUGGAGAAACAAUUACAAAUGGAUUAAAUCAAUGAUAAAGAUAUUACACGUCCUGACUUUGAAAAAUAAUCCAGUGGUCCUAUUUUACACAUCGUUACUGAUGUGUGCUACUCAUUGCCAUGUUAAAGUCUGUACCAGCUGUAAAGACAACUAGUUGCUGACAAGCCUUGUUAUAUUUUGGGCAAUUCUUGAAUUACUGUGGUAAAAAUUUCAAUUUGAUUUUCACAACCAGUAGAUAAUCACCUGAACUGUGGCAUUUAGACAGAUUCAUCACUGUUAACUUCAAAGCUCUGUAAGCACAACUGCUUUCCCACUAGCUGACAUAAAGCCAGCACUAUAUUGAUUACUGAUUUGGUUGUAGUUGAUAAAAUGCAGAGCUGGGGGAACACAGCAGGUGCGACAGCAUCCGAGGAGCAGGAAAGUCAACAUAUUGGUCAGGAUCCUUCCAGAGAAUGCUGUCCAAACUGCUGUGCUCCUCCAGCUCCACGUUUUAUUGACUCUGACUUCCAGCAUUUGCAGGCCUUGCUGUCUCCUUGGUUUGGUUGUAUAUGGUUUUUAUGAUGUAUACUGUAUAAACAGAUAAAAUGAGGACUACCAUUGAGACAUCAUUAAUGUUAAAAUUUUCAUCCUUGUGUUUAAAUGUCACCAUGCCUUUGUUCCAUGUCUGUCUGUGUGGAGUUUGCACAUUCUCCCCGUGUCUGCGUGGGUUUCCUCCGGGUGCUCCGGUUUCCUCCCACAGUCCAAAGAUGUGCGGGCUAGGUGGAUUGGCCAUGCUAAAUUGCCCUAGUGUUCAGGGUAUGUAGAUUAGGUGGGUUAUAGAGUGAUGGGUUUGGGUGGGAUGUCUGAGGGUUGGUGUGGACUUGUUGGGCCAAAGGGCCUGUUUCCACACUGAAGGGAUUCUAUGAUCUAUGAUCUUAAACCAUAAUACAAGUGAAAUUAGGGGCCAUUGUGUGAGUACAAAGGAUUAUAUAUUUAAGAUGCAGAUGGGGAAAAAUUACUUCUCAAGAAUCAUGAAUCUUUGGAAUUCCCAAUGUCUGAGGGGGAUAAAUGCACAGCCAUUGUAUUCAGGGUUAAGAUUAUUCGGAUUUAAGGGUUUCACAGGUGAAGCUACAUGUGCCGCAAGUCCGAAGUCUGCAUCUGUCUUGCUAAUUCUGAAUUUCAGUACCCUGUCAUUCAUGGUUGUGAUUUCAGUUGCAUAAGCUCAGGUGAUCACAGAUCAUGGAAGCUUGUGAUCUACACCAGUGAAGGCCAGAAUCUCUGAUUAACUGCUGUAUUCAGAACUCAGUCAAAGCAGGAGUCUAUCAGUAACACAGUGGAACUAAUUUCCUUUAAGCACCCCUUUUGUGGUCAAACAUCUCUGUUGACCCUGGUGUCGCUGACUUGUCACCAACCAAAAUGGAGAAGGUUUAUUUGAGAACGUAUCAAACACAAUGAGAGACUUCAUUGGGAAUAUACAGGAUGAGGCUGAACACUACACAGUGCUCACAAUCCUUCACCUACCCAAACAUACAGGCAGCACCUGCCUGGAUGUGGCAGAGUCCAUAGAUCAUUGAUUGGAUUCAGCAGCCUUUUUAAAAUGUAUGGAACUGGAAUGAAAGCAAGUAUCCUUGAUCAUGAGGGACUGCCUAAGAAAAAGCUCCAGAAUUCACUUCCUAAACUCAUCUGGUUCUCCCUUCUUUGAAACAUUCCUUAAACCUACAACUUUGACUAAGAUUUCCAUUACUUGUAAGCUCAAACCCAGUUGCCUUUGAGUGAAAGGACUGUGUGUUCAAGUACUAUGCCAGGAAUUGAGCACAGAAUUAAAAGUUUACGCUGCAGUGCUGUGCUGACAUGGUUCUGCAUUGUCAGUGCUCUUUCGGAUCAAAUUUUAAACCAAGGCCCCAUCUGGCCUCUCAAAAGAGUAUUUAAAAAUCGCAUGGCAUUAUUCUGAAGAAGAGCAGGGGAAAUUUUUCCAUGUCCUUGCUCACAUUUAUUUCUCAAUCAACAAUCGCCAUAAUAAAAUCACUGUCAAUUAUUUUGUUGUUGUUUGGGGGAGGUUGUAUGUGCAAACUGCCUGCUGCAUUUCCUAUAGUGCACAAUGAUGAGCCUACAAAAGUACUCUGCUGUCUGAAAAGCACUUGGACUGUCUUGUGGUCAUGAAGGGUGCUAUAUAAAUGCAGUUCUUUCUCUUUCCUACUAUUUCCUUACAUGGCUUGGUAUUAAAUUUUGUUUCAUAAUUCUCUUGUGGUGAAACUUGAGAGGUUUGACCAUGUUAUAGGUGUCAUAUAAAUGCCAAUUAUUUAUGCAAUGCACUGCCUCUGAUAUAAAAUAAAUAUUUUUAUAAUUUGAAAUUUACAAACAAAUGCAUUUUUGAACUAUCAUCACUAUUGUUUUCUGAGUACAUUCAGUAUGUAUGGAUGUACUUUCAUUAAUUUAACUACUUAUAUGGAAUGAAGCUUUUUUUUCCCGGAAAUCUCCCAAGAUAUUUGCACAUAUUAUUACCUUAAGGUAAGAAAAAGAUAACAAUAUAAAAAACUGUCUGGAACAAAAAUAAAUGUUCAUUGCCUAACUACU